Molecule: messenger RNA, 333 nt
Organism: Clunio marinus
Lineage: Eukaryota; Metazoa; Arthropoda; Insecta; Diptera; Chironomidae
Source: the annotation of a GenBank genome assembly
AUGUUCAUGCUAUCGUCGAACAUGUGUUUCUUCACCAAAUAUCAGUCUUGUACACAUAAUGAAGAAAGAAAAGAAAAGCUAAAUCAGAACAUGAGUUAUGAGAACGAUUUUUUAUGCUCGUCUGUUGAUGUCUGGGGAUCACUUUUCACAUACUCGCAUGCUGAAGUCAACCCAAUAACACAAAAAAAGUUCAGCACAUAUGGUAGAGUAACGCCACACAGUGCAAAGCCACAUUGCCAUCAAUCAUGUUUCUCUCCUUCUCUUAUGUACGUGUCAAGACGCUGCAGUGCACGCGAUAAACAUUACAAAAUAUGCUUUGCACCAAAGAACUAA